AUGCCCCCCAGUUCUCCCUUCUAUCCCAGAGGGUGCCGCUACUGCGCCAGCCACCCCAGAUCCAGUAGUCCCUGCACCUUCACCGCAUGGAGCAACUUGGCCAUCAGCGACAGCACCAGAUACCGAACCUGGGGAUUCGGUCUCACAAGCAGCAAACUCCCCACCCAAACGUGGUCGAGACCCAUCAUAUUGGCAGAUGCGGAGAUAUUUUCAGCCAAAGGCUGGGGGAGAGCUGAAAUGUUCGCCGCAGGCUUUGAAACUGUGGGGAACGACGGAGGGACGCGAGGAGCUCAAGAAGCUCUUCAAGGAGCAUGGUUCAUUUGCUUUAAUGGAGGUCCAUCUAUCCAAGAAGCUGCAGCGGUUGAGAACGCAACGUGUUCAAGGUGGUUGGUACACAGAGUCGAUCUUGAAGAACAAAUUCAACUACAGCAAGAAGAUGUACGAGAAUGCCGUGAAAUGGGCAACCGCUCGCGGCAAGAUCCGCACAAACCCUGUACAUGGUGA
This is a messenger RNA of Durusdinium trenchii, 504 nucleotides long. NCBI's taxonomy places the organism in Eukaryota, Dinophyceae, Suessiales, Symbiodiniaceae. The record is from the annotation of a GenBank genome assembly.